GGUUUUUAAAGAAGCAAAUUUCACAGUUUGUCACCUUUUGACUCUUCAGCUUCAGAGAGGAACACAAUCUGAUGCUCAGGAUGUGGCGUCUCUGUGUGUUGUUCGCUCUGCUGUCCGUCACCUGCGGCCGCCCGCAGCUCUCCGCAUGGUCUCAUGAAAUGGUGAACUUCAUCAACAUGGCCAAAACCACCUGGACGGCGGGUGUGAACUUUGAGAACGUGAAGUACGAACAUCUGAAGUCUCUCUGCGGGACGAUCCGGAACGGCCCACGACUGCCUGAUACGGUGAGACACGCCACCAACAUGAAACUUCCUGACAACUUCGACGCGCGGACGGAGUGGCCGUACUGUAAGACCAUCAGUCUGAUCCAGGAUCAGGGCUCCUGCGGCUCCUGCUGGGCGUUCGGUGCGGUCGAGGCCAUCUCUGAUCGCAUCUGCAUCCACAGCAAAGGGCAAGUGUCGGUGGAGAUCUCAGCCGAGGACCUGCUGUCCUGCUGCGACGAGUGUGGAUUCGGGUGUUCUGGAGGUUUUUCAUCAGUAGCGUGGGAUUACUGGACUAAAUCCGGUCUGGUGACUGGAGGACUUUAUGGCUCUAACGUGGGCUGCAGACCGUACAGCAUCGCGCCCUGCGAGCAUCACGUGAACGGGACGAGGCCGCCGUGCUCAGGUGAGCAGGACACACCUGAGUGUAACGCCGCCUGUAUUUCUCAAUACAGCGUCUCAUACAAACAGGACAAACAUUUCGGAUAUAAAGCGUAUAACGUUCCCUCGGACCCGCAGCAGAUCAUGACUGAGAUUUACACUAACGGGCCGGUGGAGGCUUCUUUCACCGUCUACGAGGACUUUCUGCUCUACAAGAGCGGUGUUUACCAGCACUUGACCGGUUCUGAACUGGGCGGUCAUUCUGUAAAGUUCCUGGGAUGGGGAGAAGAGAACGGGACGCCGUACUGGCUGGUCGCAAACUCCUGGAACUCCGACUGGGGCGACAAAGGUUAUUUUAAGAUCCUGAGAGGCAAAGAUGAAUGUGGGAUCGAGAGUGAGAUUGUGGCUGGUGUUCCUCAGCCCUGAACACACACACACAUCAUUCAAUGAGCUCAACAGCUGAAUUAAUUUCACAUCACUGACUGCAUAAUGCAUGUUCAUCUUACUGGAAAAAAUAAACAGAAAUAAAUCUG
Messenger RNA from Labeo rohita (rohu), 1174 nucleotides. RefSeq names its product cathepsin Bb (gene ctsbb). The record is from RefSeq and is a predicted model, not a curated record. Gene Ontology annotation, molecular function: cysteine-type endopeptidase activity. Lineage: Eukaryota; Metazoa; Chordata; Actinopteri; Cypriniformes; Cyprinidae. The transcript is spliced from 10 exons. The coding region runs from base 72 to 1067 and encodes 331 amino acids. Gene Ontology annotation, biological process: regulation of catalytic activity. Gene Ontology annotation, cellular component: lysosome.